Molecule: messenger RNA, 489 nt
Organism: Microthlaspi erraticum
Lineage: Eukaryota; Viridiplantae; Streptophyta; Magnoliopsida; Brassicales; Brassicaceae
Source: the annotation of a GenBank genome assembly
AUGUCUGAUUCGGAUCGCCAUGUCAACAAUCUCAAGAGAGAUGUCUCUACGGAUGUGAAGAGCUCUUCGGAGGAAAAGAGUGGUGGUGGAGAAGAGACGAAGAGGAUCACUAUGAAACAUGUUUGGAGUGACGAGGAUGAGAUUGCGCUUUUACAAGGGCUUAUGGAUUACGAAACGGUGAAUAAAGAAGUUUAUUUCGCUGACCCUGAUGCGCUUCUUCAUAUGGUGAAGAGAACUCUUAGCUUUGAUGUGACCAAGUGUGAAUUCUUUGGAAAGCUUCUGAAAUUAAGACGCACAUAUCAUCCUAAGGGACGGAGGAUGGUAACAGAGGAACCGACUUUUGCCGGACCUCAUGAUCGCAAGUGUUAUGAUAUGGCCAACACUCUUUGGGGACCUAAGCGAUUGCAUAACGAACUAGACAUUGCUCAUUUUGCACGAAGACGACGACAAGAGAUCCAAGAGAGCCAAGAGAGCCGUGGCAUGUUUUAA